AUGUCUGGUUUCUUAGAUAUCUGGGCUUUGCUAUCUAGUUUGGGAGAGGAGCAGAAUUUAGACUUUCCUUGAUCCUGAGCAGCUACCUGUCCUACAGGUGUGGAUCCAUGGGGUAGCUUCAACGCAUCUUCCCCAGCCAGCUCAUGGGCCACCUGGCCCUGCCCAGCCUCAGCACCUGGGGCCAGUGAACAAGAGCCCUGGCUGGAUUACAAGCAUGUGGGGCCUUGUGAGGCUCCUGUUGGCUUGGCUGGGUGGCUGGGGCUGCAUGGGGCGCCUGGCAGCUCCAGUCCCAGCCUGGGCAGGGUCCCGGGGACACUCGGGUCCUACACUGCUGCGGACCCGAAGGAGCUGGGUCUGGAACCAGUUCUUUGUCAUUGAGGAAUAUUCUGGUCCAGAGCCUGUCCUUAUUGGCAAGCUGCACUCAGAUGUUGACCGGGGUGAGGGCCGCACCAAGUACCUGCUGACUGGGGAGGGGGCAGGCACUGUAUUUGUGAUUGAUGAGGCCACAGGCAAUAUCCAUGUGACCAAGAGCCUGGACCGGGAGGAGAAAGCACAAUAUGUACUGCUGGCCCAAGCUGUGGACCGCGCCUCUAACCGGCCGCUGGAGCCCCCAUCAGAGUUCAUUAUCAAAGUGCAAGACAUCAACGACAAUCCGCCUGUGUUUCCCCUUGGGCCCUACCAUGCUACAGUGCCCGAGAUGUCUAAUGUUGGGACGUCUGUGAUCCAAGUCACUGCUCACGAUGCUGAUGAUCCCAGCUAUGGGAACAGCGCCAAACUGGUGUACACUGUGCUUGAUGGAUUGCCUUUCUUCUCUGUGGACCCCCAGACGGGAGUGGUUCGUACAGCCAUCCCCAACAUGGACCGGGAGACCCAAGAGGAGUUCUUGGUGGUGAUCCAAGCCAAGGAUAUGGGUGGCCACAUGGGGGGGCUAUCAGGCAGUACUACAGUAACAGUCACCCUCAGUGACGUCAACGACAACCCCCCCAAGUUCCCUCAGAGUCUAUACCAGUUCUCUGUGGUGGAGACAGCUGGACCUGGAACCCUGGUGGGCCGGCUUAAGGCUCAGGACCCAGACCUAGGGGACAAUGCCCUGAUGGCAUACAGCAUCCUGGAUGGGGAAGGAUCAGAGGCCUUCAGCAUCAGCACAGACUCCCAGGGGCAGGAUGGGCUCCUUACCGUACGAAAGCCCCUGGACUUCGAGACCCGCCGCUCUUACACCUUCCGUGUAGAAGCCACCAACACACUCAUCGACCCAGCCUACCUGCGGCGAGGUCCCUUCAAGGACGUGGCUUCAGUGCGAGUGGCUGUGCAGGAUGCCCCAGAGCCACCAGCCUUCACCCAGGCCACCUACCACCUAAUAGUACCAGAAAACAAGGCUCCUGGGACCCUGGUGGGCCAGAUCUCAGCCAGUGACCUGGACUCCCCAGCCAGCCCAAUCAGAUACUCCAUCCUCCCCUAUUCGGAUCCAGAGCGUUGCUUCUCCAUCGAGCCCGAAGAUGGCACUAUCCGAACAGCGGUGCUCCUGGACCGCGAGGCUCGUGUCUGGCACAACCUCACCGUGCUGGCCACAGAGCUGG
Cricetulus griseus (Chinese hamster) is the source of this 1577-nucleotide messenger RNA. NCBI's taxonomy places the organism in Eukaryota, Metazoa, Chordata, Mammalia, Rodentia, Cricetidae. The record is from RefSeq and is a predicted model, not a curated record.